Messenger RNA from Dromiciops gliroides (monito del monte), 1186 nucleotides. RefSeq names its product catsper channel auxiliary subunit zeta (gene CATSPERZ). Gene Ontology annotation, biological process: sperm capacitation; flagellated sperm motility. The coding region runs from base 395 to 934 and encodes 179 amino acids. The transcript is spliced from 4 exons. Gene Ontology annotation, cellular component: CatSper complex; sperm principal piece. The record is from RefSeq and is a predicted model, not a curated record. Lineage: Eukaryota; Metazoa; Chordata; Mammalia; Microbiotheria; Microbiotheriidae.
CGUGAACUCGACUGGAGUGAGGUUUUGCUUGGGACCACUGGCUGCCAGGAGCGCCGUGGACUCUAACCUUCCCUCCUUCCUCCCAGUCCCUCGCCCGGGGGCCGGCCUCUCCCCCUUGUCCUUUCUGUCCCUCAGGGCCCUUCACUUAGCAUUAUCGUUCCUCAGGGGCCCCAGUCGAAAUCCUCUGACCCCCUCGCUGUCCUCCCCCUCUAACUCGUGACCAGGGAAGACGGCAGAACUGGCCUCAGGACCCUUGAGGAGGAGAGGGGAGGGGAGGGUUGGGACGACCUCCCGGCACCGAAGCAGUGUCUCGCGCUUCCGGCUCCUUCCCCUCGGUCCUCCCUAGCCCAGCGACUCCCUCUCCUCUCCUCGGCAGGAGUCGGAAGAUUCCCAGAUGUUCUCGGAGGAAAGCCCCGCAUCCCGAAGGGAAGCGCGGAAGCUUUGGGCAACGGCGGGCGCGGCUCAACGGAACCAAGAGGGCAAGUGGAGCAGGGAACGGGACAGCAGCAUCGACACCAGCUCUAGCAGGGUUGCGCCCCUUAAUUGGAGGAAGCAAAGCACCAUGACAGACGGGGACUCGUCCGACUUUAGCCGCGCGGCGGUUAGCGCCACGUUCGAGGAGCCCCCGAGCAAGCCCACUCUGGGGAAAAACGUAGAGGACGUCGAUAGGAGCAACCCUAAACGAUUCCCUGAGUUAGAUGGGGAAGGCUACAUGGGAUCUCGAGAUGCUACGCACCGCGCUUACUGGGCUGAGCUACAGAAUCGACUACCCCUGUCUCUGGUCAACCUCAUGGAGCAGGAGGCGCUGGAAAUCCUUACAAAAAGCCUCCAUAGUUACCGCAAGGGGAUCGGGCAAGACCAUAAGCUGACCCAGCAGCUCCAGCGGCACGUGGACCAGCUCCGCAGGAACCUGAAGAAUCGUCUCGUCACCUGAGUUCCUCGUGGCCCCCUCGGGAACCCCGCCCCUCUGGGCGCUGGCCCCGCCCCGAGGGACUCCGCCCCCCGACAUAAAUAAAGGCGCUCCGCCCCUUGCUCUGCCCGCCUGGGUGUCUGCGCCUGCGUGGGACGCGGGAGGGGAGAGAAAAGGGGGGGGGUCGUUCCCGGUGCCACAUGACUACGCCCCGCCCCGCGACCUUCAACGGUCACCGCAGUGACCUUGGGCGCCUGUGCGCCCCCCUGCGGGCUC